AUGGCCUUGGACAGGCUAAAAGAACGUCACGUUGCCGGUGAUGGCUGCGGUGAAAUCGAUUGGAUUAGCUGGUUCCAGUCAGAACUGUUAGCUGAUUCUAUGCAAUCGUUGAAACGAAAGGUCGUUCCCGUCGAACCAAUGGCCGUACUGUGCCAUGGUGACUUCAAUCGGAACAAUCUGCUGUUCCAGUACGACGACAGCGGUCGGCCAGUGGACUCGCUGGCGUACGACAUGGCCACUAUCCGGUACUGGUCGCCGGUCCUAGACCUGUCGUUCUUUCUGUACAUGAACGCGGAUCGCCGGACCCGGGACGAUCAUUGGGACACGUUGCUGGAUGUGUACUGCUCUACGCUGGCCGCGGUUGCAGGUGACGUCCGGGUGCCGGGCCGCGAUCAGCUGGACUCCGAAAUACGAGAAUAUGGGUUCUACGGUCUGGCUCACGUGUCGUACUUCGCAGGCAUAAUAUUGGAGGAAACCGCUCAGGUGGAUUGUGAUGAGUUCUAA
Molecule: messenger RNA, 504 nt
Organism: Macrosiphum euphorbiae (potato aphid)
Lineage: Eukaryota; Metazoa; Arthropoda; Insecta; Hemiptera; Aphididae
Source: the annotation of a GenBank genome assembly